Molecule: messenger RNA, 2257 nt
Organism: Paramisgurnus dabryanus
Lineage: Eukaryota; Metazoa; Chordata; Actinopteri; Cypriniformes; Cobitidae
Gene: lipg
Product: lipase, endothelial
Biological process (GO): lipid catabolic process
Molecular function (GO): protein binding; lipoprotein lipase activity
Source: RefSeq, a predicted model, not a curated record
GAUACAGGUUCAUACAUUCUCUUGACACCUCUUAGUGAGGGAAUUACCCCGUAAAACUUCCUCCGUUAUUGUGGUUUGCAAGGACUAAAUAAAUUAUUUUAAAGCUUGAAACAUUAUGGUAGAGAAACCAAUAAGAAGAUCGAUUUUCUUAUGUUUUAUCCUGUGUCAUUUAUUCUGCGCAUCAGCCACUGCACCCGGCGAGACCGCGCCAAUGAUUGAUUAUCCGGAGUAUGGCUUGCCUACGGAUCCAGUAUUACUUCAUAACCGUAUCAAGUACAAUAUGCGGAAGUCUUUCGAUCUGGAAGAGGAAGGCUGUUACCUCAUACCUGGGAGUAAGGAAAGCAUUAGGGAGUGUGGCUUUAAUUCUUCAACCAAGACCAUUUUGAUCAUCCACGGCUGGACGAUGAGUGGGAUGUUUGAAAACUGGAUGCAUAAGCUGGUGGCCGCUGUUCAGAGAAGAGAAUUGGACGCAAACGUGGUGGUGGUCGAUUGGCUGGGGCUGGCCCACCAGCUUUACCCUGAUGCUGUCAACCAUACUCGCCGAGUUGGGAAAAGCAUUGCUUCUGUUUUGGACUGGCUCCAGGAGGAAGAACAGUUGCGACUUGAAGACAUCCACAUGAUCGGAUACAGUCUUGGGGCUCACGUCGCUGGCUAUGCUGGAAAAUUCGUCAGUGGAAAUAUCGGACGUAUAACUGGUUUAGACCCGGCCGGUCCCAUGUUUGAGGGUAUGGAGUCUCACCAAAGGCUUUCUCCUGACGACGCCGACUUUGUCGAUGUUCUUCACACAUACCCUCGAGGAGCUCUGGGUGUCAGUAUCGGCAUCCAGGAACCCAUCGGACACAUCGACAUCUAUCCCAACGGUGGGGACGGUCAACCGGGCUGUUCCCUGGGCGAUGUGAUCUCCAACAUAGGAAAUUUUGUGGAAGUCAUGAAGUGCGAGCACGAGCGGGCGGUUCAUCUUUUCGUGGACUCCCUCAUGAGCAAGGACCACGUGAGCUACGCCUUCCAGUGUACCGGCCCUGAUCGCUUCAAGAAAGGCAUUUGCUUGAGUUGCAGGAAAAACCGUUGCAACAGCAUCGGUUACAAUGCCAAGAAAAUCCGAAAGAGGAGAAACAGUAAGAUGUACCUGAAGACUCGUGCAGACACGCCUUUUGGUGGUUACCACUAUCAGAUGAAGAUGCAUGUGUUUGACAGGAAGAACGCCCAUGAUGCAGAUCCCACUUUCUAUGUCACAUUACACGGGGCCCACAACGACUCGACUCAACUCACCGUGGACAUCAAUGACGGCGUCGGUCUAAACCUCACAAAUACGUUCCUCGUCUUCACCGAGGAGGACAUUGGUGAACUUCUAAAAAUAAGCCUUCGCUGGGGAGGUCCUUCUGAUACCUGGACAUCUGUAAUAAAAUCGAUCUGGCCGUGGUCCAGUAAACAGGACAAAAAAAUUCUGGAGGUUCGGAGGAUCCGAGUCAAAGCAGGAGAGACUCAGAAAAAGUUCACCUUUUGUGCCGAAGACACUGAGAUAUCACCGGGAAAAGAAAUCACGUUUCUUAAAUGUCGGGAUGGCUGGGAGGUGAAGCCCAGGAAACGAUUGCACUACUGAGAGAAAGCACUGUUACCAUAGGACCUGAGGGUGGCACAGGGCUGAGCACUUUUGUUUUGGUACGUUUUGGUGGGAUAUGAUGCACCGCGUUUGUUUUCGGUAAAUGGGAUGAACACCAACCUGCUGCUUAAAUGGCCAUCUGUGUGUGGGCUGGCUAAUAGACUUGCUCAGGGCAGUUUUUCUACCAUUGAGCUCUUCUGGAAUCCGAUGUUUUUUGUAGGUCUUUGUCUUUUUGAUACUUGUGUAUUUUCUAUUGUUGUUCAAAACCUCCGUUUUGUGAAUCUCCUGGUUCUCCUCGGCAACAGGAUCCUCGUUAUGUAUAUUUUUGUACGAUUUUAAUUUAUGAAGGAUAAGCACUGUAAGAACCAAGCCUAUUUAUCAACUUACACCUUGUACCAAGGCAUAAAUUCAUUCUCUCCCAAGUUACCUUGCGACCACUUAUUUUAUGUGUGUGUGUGUGUGUCUGUGGAUUUCAACAGAGAGAAGGAUUUUAUGAAUUCACAGUAUUAUUUAAGGUCAAGAGAAUGGAGAGCAAUGCUCUGUAUUAAUAACAAAAAUACUGUUGCACAGUUGUGCCUUGUUUUGUACAUGUUUUAUGUAUAUAAUGUAUAUAAAACAAGAAUUUGUAAUAAAAAAAUAAAUUUGGAUUCUCAAAGA